Molecule: messenger RNA, 2456 nt
Organism: Boleophthalmus pectinirostris (great blue-spotted mudskipper)
Lineage: Eukaryota; Metazoa; Chordata; Actinopteri; Gobiiformes; Gobiidae
Gene: pcyox1
Product: prenylcysteine oxidase 1
Exons: 7
Coding region: 182-1711 (509 amino acids)
Biological process (GO): prenylcysteine catabolic process; prenylated protein catabolic process
Molecular function (GO): prenylcysteine oxidase activity
Source: RefSeq, a predicted model, not a curated record
UCUGAAACAAUGACUUCCACUGAAAACAGACAUGAAGAAGUGACAGUCAAAAUCCCGGAAAUGCAUGGACCUAUUUAACACUUCUGAGGAAGUUAUUGAACUUUUAACAAUUUCUGACACUUCGCUGUGGCGACAGAUAAUCUUUAUAACUCUGGAUGUGUUCAAGCGUUAGAAGUCCAUAAUGUAUCUACACUCCCUUUCUCUGAGAGCUCUCCUGUUUCUGGGACUAUGGAACUCAAGUAGAAAGAGCUUGGCUUCUGCCCCACAUCUUGGAGAUCAGCCCAAAAAGAUUGCUAUUGUUGGAGCAGGAAUCGGUGGUACAGCUACGGCAUAUUACCUGAGGCAAGAGUUUGGUCCAGGGGUAAAGAUCGAUGUUUUUGAAUCUCAUGCAAUUGGUGGGCGACUACAAACUGUUAAGAUCGGUGAUUAUGAAUAUGAAGUGGGCGGAUCAGUUAUACAUCCUCUCAACCUCCAUAUGAAGCACUUUGUUGACAGAUUAGGCAUUUCUCCAAGAAAAGAUGUUGCAUCCAAAAUGGCAAUUUUUAAUGGAAAGGAACUAAUCUUUGAGGAGAGUGACUGGUUCAUUGUAAACUUCUUGCGUUUUCUGUGGAGAUAUGGGUUCAACCUAAUACGAAUGCAGAUGUGGGUGGAGAGUAUUUUGGAUAAAUUUAUGCGGAUCUAUCAGUACCAGCAGUAUGGCUACUCCUUCUCUAGUGUGGGGAAACUCUUGCAUGCCAUGGGUGGUGAUGGAUUUCUGACUCUUAUGAACCAAACAUUGGAGGAAACGAUGAUUGGCGAAGGAUUUUCACAAGUUUUCAUCAAUGACCUAGUUGAACCCAUCACUCGAGUAAAUUAUGGUCAGAGUGUACGCAUUAAUGGGUUUGUAGGAGCAGUGUCUCUAGCCGGAGCAGAUUCAGGCCUUUGGGCUGUAGAUGGAGGCAAUAAAAGAGUUUGCUCAGGAUUGUUGUACAACACCAAAAGUGAACUGAUCCCAGCCAAAGUAACCUCAAUAGCAGUAAAAGUUCGACCAUCCAAGUCAGGGGCAGCAACUAGCUUCUAUGAGGUCAACUACACUGGGGAAGAUGGUGCUGCACACUCUUUGUAUGAGAUUGUAAUAAUUGCUACUCCACUUCACUCUGGUAAAUCAGACAUCACCUUUUCUGGUUUCUCCCCACCCAUCCCCUCCCACUACUCUGGGCGCUUCCAUCAGACUGUUGCCACUCUGGUCCAUGGCUUUCUGAAUGUGUCCUUUCUGGGCACCACAGCAGCCGCCUCAGACUUUAUGGUCUCUGAUGUCCUCACCACAGCUUCAGAGGGCUCAGUCAUCAACAGUUUGAGCUCACUGGACCCUGUGCACAUUCCUCCUGGGUACAAGCCAACCCCUGCAAGCCACAAGAAAGUCUGGAAAAUCUUCUCCCCAGACCCACUGACACAGGAGCAGUUGAAGAGCAUGUUUCUUUCCUGGGAUUCUGUGUCUGAAUCGCGCUGGUUGGCCUAUCCAGCUUACUCUCCACCACAACGAAAAACCCCACCAUUAAUUCUACACAACCGUCUGUACUAUUUAAAUGCUGUGGAGUGGGCUGCCAGUGCUAUGGAGAUGAGUGCCAUUUCAGCAAGAAACUUGGCUUUACUGGCUCACCAUCGCUGGCAUGGACAGAAUGGCAAAAUUGACCAGGAAGAUUUACACACCAGGCUGAGAGGAGAACUCUGAGAAAGGAAGUGGCCAUAGUUAAAAAUACUGCACUGAAACGGUCAGGGUUAAGCUCUUCAGGUAUCUCUGUGGGAUGUGCCUUUUUUAAUUUCAAGCAAAUUCUGUGUAAUAAUUAUUUAAAUUAUACAGUUUAGGUAAAUGGCUAAAGCUUGUUCAGUGACUUUUUUGGGUGUAUGGUGGUCAUUAAGUCAAGGUCACCUAGUUUGGAAAUGUCACAUGGCUAUUCAUUUUCAUUCAUGUACUUCUGCAUAUUUACAUUGGGCAACAGAAUUACUGGUGCCUAUUCUAUUAAAUCCAAUAGUAAUGGAUCUAAAGGCCACAACACUGUGAAUUACACACUGCAGGGUGGAGCACUAAAUAUUGCUCAAUUUGUGUAGAAGUAUUUGAUUUUUAAAUGUCUUAAAUAUUUGAGUGUAUGGGUUGCUUUUUGUUUGAGUGAAAUCUAUUACUGCUAGAUUUUUUGUUUAGUUUUGCUUAUGCCUUGACAUAAGUGUGGUUGUAACAUUAAUUCCUCUGUCUUUAAAGAUUCUGCUACUUGUGGCAAUAUCAAAUUUCUUAUUUGUUUAUUUGUUAACUGCUGAGAAUUUUUUAUUUUUUUUAAAUUGUCUGAGAAUUAGGUGAUUCAGCAAUAAUAUUAAUAUUUGCACUUUUAAUCAAAUCAGUGAACCUGUUGUAAAACUUUACAAAAAUUUAAGAACAGGCUCAUUUAAGUCCAAAUGUUUACAAUAAAUGUAAUAUAAAUGGA